AUGGGGGUGCUGGUGUGGGCUCGGGGUCCCGCAGGGUGUGGGGUGCUGGUGUGGGGUCUGGGGUUCAGUUUUGGGGUCCCGCAGGGCGUGGACUCGCUGGUGCUGGAGAGCGUCAUGUUCGCCAUCCUGGCCGAGCGCGCGCUGGGCCCGCGGCUCUACGGGGUGUUCCCGCAGGGCCGGCUGGAGCAGUACAUCCCGAGCCGGCGGCUGCGCACCGAGGACCUGCGGGACCCCGGCGUGUCCGGGGAGAUCGCGGUGAAGAUGUCCCGGUUCCACGGGAUGGUGAUGCCCUUCAACAAGGAGCCCAAGUGGCUCUUCGGGACCAUGGAAAAGUACCUGAAGCAGAUUUCCGAGCUCUCCUUCACGGAGAAGGCGCAGCUGGAAAAGUUCAACUUGCUCAAGGGUUACAACCUGGAGGAGGAGAUGAGGAGCCUCAGGUUCGCUCUGGCCUCCCACUUCUUCUGGGGCCUGUGGUCCAUCCUGCAGGCCAAGAUCUCCACCAUCCAGUUCGGGUACCUGGACUAUGCCCAGAGCCGCUUCCAGGCCUAUUUCCAGCACAAGGCUCAGUGUUCCUGACUGAGAGAGGCCCCCCAGCUCUGCCCGUGCCCCCCUCCGGACCCUCUGCCCCCCCAGUGCCCCCCCAGUGCCCCUGGGAAAGCUGGGACACUGUGUCCCCCCUUCCCACGAGGGCCAUAACAGCUGGGGGGCCGUAAGAGUUGGGGGGCUGUGACAGUUAUGGGGCUGUGAGAGUUUGGGGGGGCUGUUGAAACGGUUGCAGGGGUCAUUGUGAAACGGUUGGGGGGGGCUGUUGUAACGGUUUUGGGGGGGCUGUAACGGUCUGGGGGGGCUGUACCGGUCUGGGGGGGCUGACACACCACCCCCUGCUCCCCAGGACUCCACAGCAGAGCGGGCACAGAGGUGCCAGCAGCCCCCCAGGAUGGCGGAGGCCCACCAGGCCGUGGCCUUCCAGUUCACGGUCACCCCCGAGGGCUUGGACUUCCACCUGAGCCGCGAGGCCGUGCGGCAGCUCUACCUCGCCGUCGUCUCCUCCUGGAAGAAGCGCUUGGUCCGCGCCAAGAACAGCUUCCUGACCGGCGUGUACCCCGCGUCCCCCUCCAGCUGGAUGGUGGUGGUCCUGGCCACCGCCGGCUCCUGCUACUGCCAGGUGGACCCGUCCCUGGGGCUCAUCGCCCGCAUCCGGCACUGCCUCCCCCACAGGUGAG
Lepidothrix coronata (blue-crowned manakin) is the source of this 1223-nucleotide messenger RNA. RefSeq names its product choline/ethanolamine kinase-like. Gene Ontology annotation, biological process: phosphatidylethanolamine biosynthetic process; CDP-choline pathway. Gene Ontology annotation, cellular component: cytoplasm. NCBI's taxonomy places the organism in Eukaryota, Metazoa, Chordata, Aves, Passeriformes, Pipridae. The coding region runs from base 1 to 576 and encodes 191 amino acids. Gene Ontology annotation, molecular function: ethanolamine kinase activity; choline kinase activity. The transcript is spliced from 8 exons. The record is from RefSeq and is a predicted model, not a curated record.